AUGCCUCUAACCGCUGAUAUGGUGGGAUACUUGCAGAGGAAGCCACUCACCAGAAUUUUUGAGGCUUUCAGAAUUAUGUACUCCGUAAACUUUACCGUUUCAGGUGACAAAUUCUUUGGAAAUCCUAUCGGUCAGGUUGUAUCACGGACUCCACUCAUAAACUUAGUUGGUCAGUUAAGCCAUCACGUCCAUCUAGGGAAUUUUGAAUAUUCGGAGUAUGCAAAUCUCUACACUCGAAUGUCUUCAAUAUGCAGCUGGAUGGAGGCAACACCGUUCGACUUGGCUCCAUUCGAGCCAAUCGCUAAAUUAAUUUUAGACCAUGCUCCCGACCUGAAGGUUUGGCAAUCUCUAAUGCAGCUCGUUGACACGCUCGAGUUAAGCAUAAAAGAAAGCGACAAUCAAUCAAAUAAGCUCGUUGCAAACUCUAUAUUUAGGCGCGUUGGAGCACACCAUCGAGCCGAAAAGACGAUGGAAGAACUUAAGGAAUCGAUGCGUCAUGAGCUGUCUGGGUCAGUUUUCAUGGAUGUCAAAGGAUUCUGUUCAAGCAAAGCAGCGAUCGAGAAAACAAGACUAUCUAAAUGUAGAUACAUGCACGCCAUUGAAGCAACGCAAUGUCAUACGCUCGCUAAAGGACAAAUAGAGGGAGGUCAAACCGAUAGACAACUUGAUUAUUUUAUCAAACGAAGUGAUCUACCCAACAGCGACCGUCAUCACUGGCGUGAUAUACUUGUGGUUGGAGAGUUGACCAAACUACCAACUUCGGCUUUUCUGGAUAAGUUUCUCCAGCUUUGUGUCUACAUGAGUGAAGUGUUCUUGGCACAGCCUCUUCGAAAUUUUGUACACGGAUUCAUACUAUUCGGGACACAACUCCAGCUUUGGGUAUUUGAUCGAUCGGGACCGUAUUGUGAGUCUAUCAUUGAUGUUGGGAAAUCACAGAAAAAAUUGCAUGGAAUCGACCCAAAAAUCCGAUAUGACGGCGACAAAUUCAUCAUCAAGAUAAAGGUUCUGGGGCCAGUUGAAAUGCGGGAGCUCGUUCUUGACUUGAAGCCGUUAGUAAUUCAGUCGGCGUUUGUCUCUAGGGACACCACAGUUUAUUCCUCUUUGGAAAAAAGCUUUGUGGUGAAAUUCUCAUGGAAGAUAUGCGGGGGCACAUCUGAGGUAGACUUGCUCCAGAUUGCAGAGGAUGUCGUUGGAAUGGCUAAGCUUGAGGGAUGGCGUGACUUGGUACAAAUAAGCACUCUCCGAACGGGACUUCAAUUUACUCACCAAAUGGUGACAUUCACACGACCGGCUGAAAAGGUAUUAACUACACCAGUUGUUUUAAGUGGGAAGUCUAUCCAAGUGUUGAAGAGUACAAGCAAAGCUGAAUCCCGAAAGCGGAAGAGUGAAUCACAGAAGGAUGGGGAUGAAGUUGAAACGAUAGGUAAAUGGACAAGAAGUGGAUCAAAAAAAAAACCUCGAAGCGUUCCUGUGGUUGAAAUUAGAUCGCAGUCAAUUGAAAUGGCGCUGAGCUCGGAAACCACUUUGUCAGCCGAUGGUAACCUUAUUAUUCCUCAAAAUACACAGCGACGUAGCAGCCGCUUAGAGGAGCUGCAAACGAGUCAAUCUAUCGGCGUGAAGCGGAAAUGCCAUGAAAGCAUUGAUGUCAACGAACGAUUGAAAACAGUCCACUUUUCUGGCAAAUCAGUAGAGGUCAAAAGAGGUGUUGUUGAAAAACCAAGAAACUCUCAUGGGACUGAUUACAACCACUCAAGUAUUUCCAGCCAAAGUGAAGAAUCGUUGUCGUUGUCUAAGGGUGAUUUCAUCCCAUCUGACCUCAAAAUAGAAACGGUAAAAUAUGUUGAAAUACGGAAGCGCCAACAAGCAGCGGUCGCUAUAUCGCCAUUCGGGAAAUCAAUUAGUAAGUUCGACACGCCACUUGAAAUGAUAAUCGGGUUAUACGACGCUAUCAAGGCGCAUAGGUUACUACUUUUUGAUGCCAAUAUAUUACAUCGAGAUAUAUCGGUGAACAACAUCCUUCUUAAGCACUGUGAAGGCCCUAAGGAUUAUGGUGGCAUACUCAUUGAUCUUGACCUGGCCAUUCUAUUCAAGGGAGGUGAAGCACAAGGAAAACUAGAAGCGAUGACGGGCAAAAUUCAAUUCAUGGCAUUGGAAAUUCUUCAGAACAGCUUUGCACUAACAGAUGCCGUAGUGUCACACUCGUACCGCCAUGAUCUUGAGUCGAUUUUUUACGUCCUAUUGUGGAUUUGCAUACAAUCUCAUUGGCCGGACAAUAAGUCACCGCACUCGGCCUUUUUAAGAAAGUGGUAUUCUGGGGCUGCCGAGGAGAUUUACUCGAAUAAGGAGACCCAAAUGAAGAAAGGUACAUUCGGAGAGAAAGUCAUGAAAAGGAUUUCACCGGAUUUUGAAGAUAUCAAAAUCCUUGUUUGGACUUUCUGGAAUACCUUAUUCUAUAAGGAUAAAGAAUUCACAACGGGUACCGCUCCUGAUCCUGACACUCAAUAUGGUCCAAUAAUCGAGACAUUCGAAAAUACAAUUCUGCAUCUAAAGUCGUAA
Messenger RNA from Blumeria graminis f. sp. triticale, 2556 nucleotides. Lineage: Eukaryota; Fungi; Ascomycota; Leotiomycetes; Helotiales; Erysiphaceae. The record is from the annotation of a GenBank genome assembly.